CGACCCGCCCGGCUCCCGGCUCCCGGCUCGGCUCGGCUCGGCUCCGCUGACCCGGACAGAGUGAGGCGCCGCGCCCCGCCGCGCCGCGCACGGAGACAUGUACCCGGGAGCCGCCGCCGCCGCCGCCGGGCCGGUGCUUGCACCUCCUCCACCGUUGCCACCUCCAAUACAGGGAUAUGCCUUUAAACCUCCCCCUCGACCGGAUUUUGGUACUUCAGGGAGAACAAUCAAACUACAGGCCAAUUUCUUUGAAAUGGACAUUCCUAAAAUUGACAUCUACCAUUAUGAAUUGGAUAUAAAGCCAGAGAAAUGCCCUAGAAGAGUUAACCGAGAAAUUGUGGAGCAUAUGGUUCAGCACUUUAAAACACAGAUCUUUGGGGAUCGUAAACCAGUAUUUGAUGGAAGAAAAAAUCUUUAUACAGCUAUGGCGCUUCCUAUUGGGAGGGAGAAACAGGUGGAGUUGGAGGUCACACUGCCAGGAGAAGGGAAGGACAGGAUAUUUAAAGUGGCUAUCAAAUGGAUGUCCUGCGUGAGUCUGCAGGCUUUACAUGAUGCUCUUUCUGGUCGGCUGCCAAGUGUUCCUUUCGAAACCAUCCAGGCACUGGAUGUUGUGAUGAGGCAUUUGCCUUCCAUGAGGUAUACCCCUGUGGGGAGGUCUUUUUUUACUGCCUCUGAAGGGUGCUCAAAUCCUCUGGGUGGUGGCAGAGAAGUUUGGUUUGGAUUCCAUCAAUCAGUCAGACCUUCACUGUGGAAAAUGAUGCUUAACAUUGAUGUGUCUGCAACAGCGUUUUACAAGGCACAGCCAGUAAUUGAGUUUGUAUGUGAAGUUUUGGAUUUCAAAAGUAUUGAAGAGCAACAGAAACCUCUGACAGAUUCCCAAAGGGUAAAGUUUACCAAAGAAAUAAAAGGUCUAAAGGUGGAGAUAACACACUGUGGACAAAUGAAGAGAAAAUACAGAGUAUGCAAUGUCACCAGACGACCAGCAAGUCACCAAACAUUCCCACUUCAGCAGGAGAAUGGACAGACAGUUGAAUGCACUGUGGCUCAGUAUUUUAAGGAUAGGCACAAGCUGGUUCUGCGCUAUCCUCAUCUUCCAUGUUUACAAGUUGGACAAGAGCAGAAACACACAUACCUUCCUCUUGAGGUGUGCAACAUAGUGGCAGGACAGAGGUGUAUAAAGAAACUGACAGACAAUCAAACUUCCACUAUGAUACGUGCAACAGCAAGAUCAGCACCUGACCGCCAAGAAGAGAUAAGCAAAUUGAUGCGAAGUGCAAGUUUUAAUACUGAUCCUUAUGUUCGUGAAUUUGGAAUAAUGGUCAAAGAUGAAAUGACUGAUGUGACUGGUAGAGUCCUGCAACCUCCUUCAAUCCUUUAUGGAGGCAGGAAUAAAGCAAUUGCUACCCCAGUUCAAGGAGUCUGGGAUAUGAGGAAUAAACAGUUUCACACUGGAAUUGAAAUCAAGGUUUGGGCAAUUGCCUGCUUUGCUCCCCAACGCCAAUGCACUGAAGUUCAUCUUAAGUCUUUUACAGAACAACUGAGGAAGAUAUCAAGAGAUGCAGGAAUGCCAAUCCAGGGGCAGCCAUGUUUUUGCAAAUAUGCCCAGGGAGCAGAUAGUGUGGAACCCAUGUUCAGACAUUUGAAGAACACCUAUGCCGGGUUACAGCUUGUUGUAGUUAUUUUGCCAGGGAAGACUCCAGUUUAUGCGGAAGUAAAGCGUGUUGGUGAUACUGUACUGGGGAUGGCUACCCAGUGUGUUCAGAUGAAAAAUGUGCAAAGAACAACACCGCAAACUUUGUCCAAUCUUUGUUUAAAGAUCAACGUCAAAUUAGGAGGCGUAAAUAACAUUUUACUGCCACAGGGAAGGCCACCAGUGUUUCAGCAGCCUGUUAUAUUCCUUGGCGCAGAUGUCACUCAUCCACCAGCUGGAGAUGGAAAAAAGCCUUCCAUUGCUGCAGUCGUUGGUAGUAUGGAUGCUCACCCUAAUCGAUACUGUGCCACUGUUCGUGUCCAGCAACACCGUCAAGAAAUCAUCCAGGAUUUGGCUGCCAUGGUCAGGGAGUUACUUAUUCAGUUCUACAAAUCAACCAGAUUUAAACCAACUCGCAUUAUUUUCUACAGAGAUGGCGUUUCUGAGGGGCAGUUUCAACAGGUUCUCCAUCAUGAACUGUUGGCUAUCAGAGAAGCAUGCAUUAAAUUAGAAAAGGACUACCAGCCAGGAAUUACAUUUAUUGUUGUGCAGAAAAGGCAUCACACGAGACUCUUCUGUACAGACAAAAAUGAACGGGUUGGAAAAAGUGGAAACAUUCCUGCAGGUACGACAGUGGACACAAAAAUCACCCAUCCAUCAGAAUUUGACUUUUACCUGUGUAGUCAUGCUGGUAUUCAGGGAACAAGCAGACCUUCUCACUACCAUGUCCUUUGGGAUGACAAUCGUUUCUCUUCGGAUGAACUGCAGAUUCUCACCUACCAGCUGUGUCAUACGUAUGUACGCUGUACUCGUUCUGUCUCCAUCCCUGCACCAGCAUACUAUGCACACCUGGUUGCCUUCAGAGCCAGGUAUCAUCUGGUGGAUAAAGAACAUGAUAGUGCUGAAGGAAGCCACACGUCUGGUCAGAGUAAUGGCAGAGAUCAUCAAGCACUUGCUAAAGCAGUUCAAGUUCACCAGGACACAUUACGUACCAUGUACUUUGCUUGACAUGUUUUAAUGUUUAGCGAUUCGGUAGAGUUGGAUUCACAUGAGACCAGCUGCACUUAGACUAACAGUUGCCCAAGCUACACUGACAGCCAGCAAUGAGUGAUGCAUCUGUAUUUUAUUUUUUCCAUUUUCAAGAAGGCCUUCCGUCCAGAAUUUCUGACUUGAUUUCUGAACUACAGACUUGUACAAAACCUCACAAUUGUUGGAAAUGUGGUUUGCCAAAUCUUUAAGCUGCUUGUCAGAAAACAGACCCAAGUUUUACAGUUGUGAUCAAGAGCUGUGAUCUCAGGGCUAGAAAUGAAACAAAAUUCAUCAUUUAGUUUCCUAUUCAUUUUAAUUGUUUUUAAUUUGGAAAUACCUGAUUUAUAUCAAACUUGAUGGGCUAAAAUGCUGUGAGCUUGCUUUUAAUACAAAAGAAAGCAAAGCACUCUGAAUAUUUAUGAAGCUUUGAUUAAUCUGGGUGCUUUUACAAAAGUUUUUAUUUUCAAACUGAAAAAAAAAAAAGAGAAUUCUGGUCCUCAACUGUCUUACAAAGAUAAUUUUCUGUGUCUAAGGGCAAAUGUAUUUUUUGAAGUUUGUUCUUGAAUGUCUUUUAUUGUGCUGCGUUUAAAGAUGUUUUUCAUAGAGUGAAUUAUGAAAUUAAAAAAGGAAACUUGUAUCUAAACCUUUAAUAACUACAGUUAGAUUGGCAAAAGAAAAUGUGCCAUUUAAAAAUAUUGUAAAGAGUUUUUUAAAUCAUACUGACAGCUAAUUAUAGAAUUUGUCCUAUAGGGCAGUGACACUUACUUACUUUCCAAAGUUUCUAAAGAAUACGGGUCUGUGGUGAUACAGUACAAUCCUUUUUCACUGUUUUAUUUGAAUUAAUGUAAAUUUUAUAUGUUUCACAGUAUUAAUGUGAUAGACUAGAGGCUAUUAUUUAUUUUUAUUUACUAAGGAGUGCUCAUCGUAUUUCUGUUAACAUAUCAAGAAUGCUUUGGAUUUUAGACAUUAAAACCUUAGAGUGGGGAUGUUACUAUUCAAAUACAGUAAUAUGCAAUUGGCUUUGAUGUAACAGUUCAGAGAUGCAUUCAGUGUAUAUUUUAUAGCUUGAAAUUUCUAGAAAGACUCUUUACGUGUGCACACAACAUGGCAGGUUUUACCUGUCUAGUUCAAAAAUGCGCACAUGAGACCAACAUUCAACAUCCAUUCAAGCACAAAACAUUUUUUUAUUUAUGUGUUCAUUUUCGGUGAAGCAGCAUUUUUAAUAGACUAGAGUGAUUUACUGGUUAUAACUAGGCAAAAAUUAUAGAAUCUAUGCAGUAAAAAUAACUCUUAGGAAACUGAAGUUUACUUGUGGAGGAAGGUGAAAGUCUGUUUUGUAUAAGGUCAAUAAUAAGUUGAAAUUUUUUGGCGGGGGGUUGCCAUUCUCUUAGAAGAAGCAUUAACUGAACUGAUAGUUAUUAUACAUGCGUGCUUGUUAGUUUGCACACUGGGUUCAUAUAAGUCAGAAUACAUGUAAAAAACCAUUGCACUACCUUUGACAGCAUAAACUAUUUUAGAAGAGGGUGGGUAAAAAUUUGCAAAGUUGUUUGCUGAUUUUUGUUUAAUAUUUUUGUAGGUUAAAUCAAAUACUUGUUAAGCACAGAGACUUUUUACUUAUACUCUCUUCUACUGAUUCAUUUAGCUUUCUCUUUCCUCUUUUUCCUUUAGCCAUUUAGCCACUGUUGCAAGCACAUUUACCUCCAGCCACUGAGGUGGAAAAUAGCUUUAUCCAGUACUAGUGUCCGUGCCAUAUUAUGGAUAGACUAGGACUGGUUGCUGUUGAAUAAGCCAGAAAAUAUCCAACCUUUGCUGCCUGAAAGAUUUAGGUGCAUAGCAUUGUGUACAUAUUCAGGUCUGCUCCUCAGCUCAGUAUGCCGUUGCCUGUGUUGUUCAGUUGAAACAAAAGUGUAAGUUCACCUGAUAGCUGAGUUCAAUUUACAUUGUCCUAAUUUUUUAUUCCUGUCUUUCUGUUGAAAUUAUUGGGUCAGAUUCUGCUCUCAGUUAAAGCCAGGCUUAUCCAGAGUUACUCUUGAUAAUCCUGGUAAAACUGAAAACGUAAUUAAUCACAUUUUCUGUAUCUUUCUGUUCUCUACUCGGAUUGCAAAUGCCUCUAUUGAAACAAAGAUGAGUAACCAGCAAUAGCUCUUCCAUUACGGGCAUGCUGCACUUUCCUGUCUGGUAUUUGAGGUGUAGAAAUUGAUUGAGCAUUUUAAUUUGGCAGUUAGUGGUAUGAAUUAUUUCUUAUAACUAAAGUGUUAGCCAUUUAUUUGAAAUACUGUUGGCUUUUCAUUACAGUUUAGCCUCUGAGGGUGUUGUUCAUCUUCCUCUUUCUCCUCUGUACAAACCUGGGGCAGAGAUGAGCAACCCCAUGAGGUUAGAAGGGUGCAAUCCACUUCAGUCCCACAUCCUGAACUCAAGCAGGCGCAAGGCUGGGGUGUAGUCGUUCACGUCUCCUGUUCCAUCCCCUGGGAUAGAAUAACAGCUGCUGCUCUGUAACGGGACUGCCUGGCUGCUGGAUUGGUGUGCAGAUACACUAGCUCUCGCCCCCCGCCUCCCCUUCUACAAAAGAUGUUAACAUACAGCCCAAAUAUCCCAAAUGCAAAGGUGCAGAGGGGGUUUUGAGGAUGAGACCGUUAUGCAGACCCUCUACCAAAGGCUGCCUGUUGCCUGUACGUCCCAUUGACAUGAGUGUGAAUUUGGUGUGUAGUUCCCUCACAUAUUGUGAAGGACAUAAACACUGUGAGACAGCUAUGAGUGUUUGAGGGCCAAGGAAUUUUACCUAUUACAGAUUUCUUCCAGCUAAAACACUGUACAUUUUUAAAAAAGGCUUUUUUCCAAAGAAAAUACAGUGAAUUAGCCCAUAAUAGUUUAAUUGUUUAAAGUGUUUUACAGAACAUAUUUUUAAUGGGCAGUGCACUUUGUAAAAUAGGCACCAGGUGUGUACAGCAACUCAGUUUUCUAUACAGAUUUUUAAUAUAAAUAGCAUGCAUCUAAGCAGCAACAUGUGAAUUAAUAAUACACCUUUAUUGCUAUAUCAGUUUACUUCUCCUGCAGCAGCUCUUGUAAGAUUAGCAGUAUCUCAUGAAAACUCAUCUGCAUAGACUAUUAGAAAAUAUUCUCCCAAAGAGCCAAGGGAGAAUAAUGUGAUGAAUUACCAUGCAUGGGAAGUUUAGGAUUGUCAUGUCUACCAUUGCUAUUGAAGUCUUUGUGAAGGCUGGUAGUUUUAACCACUAAGUCGCUAGUUGAAAUUCAGCUCAGGUCAGCAGUAACCAAAAGGAUUUUAUCAUCUGCAGUUCUUUGGCCCAUGUAAAAAGUUUACCUGACUCAAGUCGGGGAAGGUGAGACCAGAUCCUGCUGCAUGACGCCAGUUCUGCUCAGUUGCGUUGCUGGCAAUGGUUUUUUCAUUUUGAUUUAACAGCUGAUAUAAAAUUUACCGUCUUGCUAGCAGACUUAUCAGAAAAAAACAAGUGUAGAAUGGGCCGUGGUGUUUGAAUUCCCCUCGCCCCUCUGGGGUUGUCCUUCCAGUACAGAAACAACGGGGGAAGCUUAUACUGGCCAUCACCCAUCAUACAGAAGGCAGGUUGUACGGCCAUCAGUAUCAGCUCCUUUUGUUAACAAUGUAUUUCUAGAAGAAGAUUCUUAUGAAGACAAAGGUGUCAAAAAGUGUUGGAUGGAUUAAGCCUUAAUUUGGGGAGGGGAGUGUUUGGGGAGGAGGAGAGACUAAGCAAAAAAGCCUGAGUUGAAAGCUGCAAUUUAUUUUCCUGCCUUACCUGUACUAAAAUAGCAACGCUCUUGAAACACAGUAACAAGUGCUGCUAUCCAAAGGUGCAAAACAAUACCAGCAAAGAUCAAACACUUAAUAUAGGCCAUUUAACAAAAUAAAGCUAGAUACAAAACUACCUUUGGGCUCUGCUGUGCCUUUUAGGUACAUCAGCUGUUUAGAGGGAGAGGGGAAGGCGGUAUGGCCCCAAUUGACUAGCUCAGGGUAGGGACAGACGAGCAAAAUAUAGUGAUGUCAGAGGUAGGAGCAGGGACUUCCAGUGCAGUAGCUGCUCCGAGGUGACUGUUGUUUGCCUGGUCUUACUUCGUGGUAAAUGGAAGUUAGUCCUAUUUCAUUCAGGGCCAGGUCACUAGUUUGCCUUUCACGUACUUAAGGGUACGAACAGACAGUGAAAAAAUUGCUAUGCAGCCUGCUUUCAAACUGCUGCGUGUUGUUGUCUGUCUGUAGCCUUAGAGUCCCAGUGCCUCCUGGAACACGUGACGGUUGUUAAGGAGGCAAUGCUGUGACAGCCAGCGUUAGAAAAAGGGGUAGAGCCAUCAGCCCCUUGCAGCCCAGUCUGUUAAACCUCCCCUUCCCAACUUUGCACUCAAACACACAGUCUGGUCAGUUUUCUUUGUUAGCUUUUUGUAUUUUUGGCUUGAUUCAAGCUUGAAUACUUUCACUCUAAUGUUUGAACAGUCUGUUGCGUAGGGGGAAGAUCAUUUAAAUAAAUGGACAGCAACUUUGCAUGUUUCUAGAUUGAUCAGGUGAAAAACCUUCAGGGGGCUUUUAUUAAUUGUCCAAGUCAUAAGGAGGCAUUGUUUGUACAUCCGUUGGAGUCAGCUUGAAAACGUACAUAAUUAUGUUAAGAAAAAUCCCACCGUGUAAUUAUUUUUUACCCCUAUACAUUUCCUUCAAACAAUUUGCCCAAUUCUGGAAUCAGAAAAAGACUUUAAUUGUUUCUUGUGGUCUUCAUGCAGUUUUAAAUGCAGCAUCUAACACAACGUUUGCUUUAAAAAUUGUAGUAGUUCUCUUAGCAUGUUUCAUGUAUAAUUAAGAUGAAGGAUAAAUUUUCAAAAGGUUUAAACUCAUUUUUGAACAUUGGACUUGGUCAUUUAGAUUUCUUAAAUGGCCAUAUCACUUUUAAAAAAUAGGAUUUAGGCUUCCUGAACAAUCGGGUGCAUUUGAAAAUUUCCCCCACAGUCUAAUUUGAAUGUGCAUGCAGAGACUUGGAUACUAGAGAUCAGAUUGUAACCUGAAGUGCACUGCAUGCAUACUGCUGGAUCACUUGCUUUCCUUUUGUGCUUGUGGAUCACAGAAGCAUAUUCCUGAAAUUAGGCAGUACUGUGCACCGCACCGUUGAAGCCCUGGUUCUUUUCCAUCUAAGUUGCUAGCAAAUUUUCUUUCUCUUCAUUGAGAUCAGGAGAAGGAAGAAAGCCUUGAAUUUGCUUGCUUCCCACUUUUACCACACCCUUGAAAAUUAAGUGGAUUGCUGAAUGUUGCAGUGCAUGAUUUGAAAUUUGCCUUCUUUCUAAGAAAUAAUACCCAAUACUUUAUGACCAAAACAGGUCAAUGUUACAACCUUUAGUGGGUGUUCUGCAUAAGUGAAGUCCAUAAAUGUUUUGCCUGAAUUACAAAUGCAGAAUUAGGACAUUUAUUUGGAGAUGCAGAUGGAAAGAGCCUUCUGUUUUCACAUAAUCUGGGGGUCACUUUUGGUGGUAUAGGUAAGCCAUAGGACAUUUUUAUAGGAAAUCUUGUUCACGUGACAAAAGGAAUGCUGAAUAAGUUCUCGCGCUCCCUGUGUUUCGCACUGAAUAACCACAUGGCAAUUUUUUUCUGGUUUUGUUUUUGUUUUUUCCAUUUGGAAUAUACUUUUCCUAAAAUAACGUCUCCUUCAGUUUAGUUGUCACUUUGGUGUGACUGUCUCUGAUUUCUAAUACACUACUUUUUACUUCUAUAUUCCAUUCGGUAAUUUGCUUCUGUGUACAUGCAAUCUUUUCUAAGGAAACCUUCAAGUAGGAGUAAUUGCACUGAUUUUUUUUUUUUUACUUUUUCUUUUUUUUUACUGUACCAGACUUCCUUUUGCAUCUGCUGUAGAUGGUUGCAAAUACUGUAAAUAGUGCUAUGAAUAGCAAACAUGAAAUGUUCUGGGUAUCAUUAAUUUUGUAUUUAUAUCUUGGAAAUACUGCCGGAUUUUACAGUAUUGAAAUAGAAGCUGUAGGGUCACGGUUAUGACAUGUUCUUGUUUUGUGUAUGCUGGAUAUGUCCACCAGGCACAGGUGUUCAUUGGUCGUAUGGAAAUAGUUUUUUCUUUAUUUACAUGAUCUUUCUCCUUUGCUCCUCUCUCCUUUAUGCACAUUUUGGUACAAAGUAUAAGAACAGUUUUUAAGCUAUCAAUAUGCAUAUUGCCUGUAAAGUAUUUAAAUACCUAUCCUUACUAUUAAUAUUAGUUAGCUAAAACAUUAAUAUCUAUUCUAUUAAACAUAGCUUUGUAAUACGUUUUUUCUGUCUCUUUCCACCACUUGACUCUGGCAUCAGAUUAUAAGGCAGCGGUUCUGAACCUUUUUCAGUCGGCAUGCCCCUUGGUCUCGGAUUGAGACUUCACAUACCCCCUUUCAAUGGGAAAUGAAUUUUUUGUUCAGAACCGCUGUUAUAAGGGAACCAGUCUGCUAGUCUGUGAGGCAACGUUAAUAAAAUCAUAGAGAUGGAAGAGACCGCGAGUCUGUUUCUCUCCUGGUGCAGGAUUUUCCUGUAUCGUCGGUUUUUCUGAUGCUUUGACCGAGGAAAUUUGCUAGCGUUGUUGCCUCCUUGGUCUCUUGCAUUAGAAAGCCAUCAGUUUAAUGUAUUGAAUCAAUUGUCAUUUCCUUCAUUAACCCUUAUGGGUAGGAGAGACACGAACUACAGCACUGCUGUUGCUGCAUACCGGUAGUGUGCUACACACAAGACAUCUCUGCUCCCAGCUCUAAGGUGAUGUACUAUAAUGGAAAGCCUCAAAGGAAUACGUAUGUCCUUUUUUUAAUCUCAAAGUUAUGUUUUUUUGCGUGCGUGUGGUGUGACAUGUAGCACAUUUGAAAGUGUGCUUCGGCUGUUUUUCCAUGUUGCUUCUUUUUCUAAAAUAUUGAAGUGAAUGUAUUGGCUUUGCCAGGUCACUACAGAGAGUGAUUUGCUAAUAUUCUUUAGUUAGCAAGCAGAUGCAGUUAAAGGCUACCUCCUGUAUUCUUCCACAGAUUAAUAUUUGUUCUUAAAAUGCAACUACCAUUCAUUGUGAACCGCCAAAAUCUUCCCCGAUGAACUGCAUUGUUGUUUGUUUGCUUCCGGCUUGAGUGUUAGCGUGCCACAUUGUCAUCUUAGCGUCUGCUUCCCACUUAUUCUGUCAAGUAAGGGGCAUGUUGGAGGAACAAAUGUUGUCGGGAUGCUGUCUGUCGGGAAGUUUGGGAAAUAGCGAGGAUGAUAACUUUACAAGUCUGGCAUGUUCCUCUUUGUUCUGGAUUAAUUAACAGUGAUACCCUUAAAACAGCUGUCAGCAAUCCUAGUAGUACAGUUUCCAUAUUGCUGUUUCCAAAUGAAAAUUGUUUUUAUGCUUUUGCCAUUUGCUGGAGAAGUAUAUCAUGUUUUAACUAAAGGUGACAUGAAGGUGCUUGAAAUUUUAUAUUUUGAACCUGAGGCAAAAAAAUAACAUUAGACUAUUUUUCUAAAAUACUUUUUAAGUAAUUUUACUUGACUGUAACACUGCAAAUAUAUAUUCCCUACUCAAAUCAUGACUGAUACAUUUUAAAUGAAACAAAAUGUCUGGAAGAUGUUCUCUUGAGAUUACUUUCUGUGUCAGGAAUGUGCAAGGCCUUGUCCAUAAUUCACUCUUGAAAUAAGUACACACUUACUAAAGGUGCUUUAAACUAUCUGAAGCUGAGCUGUAGAAAACUGUUAAUGCAUCAUAACUUGUUUACAAAUGAAUCCUGACAAGCUUCUUGUUUGAUGUUCUACCACUCUGCUGCCAGAAAUGUUAUCGGGUUAUUAACAGUAAGGUCAACUGGGUUAUAGUACAUUUCUAAAUGUUAAUGUUGUUUUCAAAUGUCUGGGCUCAUUAAGCUACAAAAAUCGGCACCUGGGAGGCAAGUAUAUCAAGUUUCUCUACUUUUUUGCAGUUCUCGGUCCCUGAGGUGCCUCGGCAUGGUCCCCACAGUUACUAGUGGCAGUUGGAUGCACUUUCUUGCAAUUAAAAAUAAGUUUCUCUGGAAAAAAAAAAAAAUAGGCAGCAGGUAGGGUAGAGAUGCACCUUAUAAAUUAACUAAUUCAGAGAUGCACAAGCUUUCUAAGCAACAGCUUACUUUGUCGGGUGCUAAAUAUAAAAUAUAAAGAUGAAAAAAAUACUUGAGUCGAUUGCUUAAUUGCAAAACGGAAGCUGGCCAAGUAUCAAACUCCUGAAUUCUUUUUACUUGGUUUUUACACAGUCCUUACUUGGGCAAAGCUCCCAGACGAGCGUAGAGCAGGGGUUGGCAACGUUUUAUGGGCAGAGUGCCAAAAACACCCACAACUUUGACUUGUAAGAAGUUGGCGUGCCAGGAGCGGAUGGUGGGGGAGCCACGAGGGGCCCAGUCCUUGUUGUGGCAGUGCUGCCCUGGCUCCUUCCCUGCUAUCCACCCCAAGGCACGUGUGCCAAGUAAAAUGCCUUUGUGUGCCCUGCUUUGGCACCCAUGCCAGGGAUUGCCUACCCCUGGUGCAGAGCAUAAGAUUUUGGCUACGUGUCAUGUGCAAUAGCAACUUCCCACUAAACAUUUCACUACCUCUUGUGUUAUGGAUCCAGUUGCCACACACUGUACUGGCUCUGGAAGAGGUGCCACCCAGGGGUCCACUGCAAGAGUGUUUGAACAAUAAGCCCAUUUUUGAUGCAAGCAUCAUAUCAUGCUUGCUACCUUUUUCCAGAGUUGGUUGUUGUCAGGCCCAGAUCAUCACCUGAGAGGCUGUGCCAAGAGGGGACCUCUACAGGAAAGCCUCCCUCCCCUAUAUGAAAGGGAGAGGAUGCCAUCUCAUUGUACCACGUGCCCAUCUUCCAAGAACUUGGGGUAUGGGGGAGCUAGAUAAGACUGUUCGCAACACUAUGUACUUGUUCAGGUGGGGUUUGGGUUUUCUCUGUGGCUUCUGAUUAGCUAGAAAGGACAUGGCCAACACUAACUAGCUCUAGGGGUGGAUAGACAAGUGACCCUGAAGGAUGAUGCAGACAGCUCCUGCUAGCACAAACCCUCAACACGCUGACCCUUCUCAUGUCACAAGGCUUGUCCCAAAGGAGAAGGCUAACAGACAACUCCACAAAAACCUCAUUUCCCUACCCCUGGCUUCACCCCAGACCGCCAGAGACCGACUCUGCUUGCCCAGGACGGUUGUGACCGGGGCACGGGUAUCUCCCACCCCUUGGUGGGGUGAACCAAGACCUGGACUUGGAGCUUUGUAGAAUGGCAAGAGAAUGGGUUCAUAGCCCAGGAUGUAGCCUUGCUAGUAACUUGUUCCAGUAGCCAGCAUAACUCCUUCAAGAGCGCUAUUAAUUACUCUUAAUUUGCUAGAUGGACUGUCACUCAUCAGUGGCCCUUUUACAACAAAUAAAGAGAAGCUAAAACCUGCUGGGACACCUGAAGCCUAGCAGGGACAGCCAACAUGAGGGCUGGCACCCAGCAGAGGCGUGUUUUUGUUGCUGUUUAUUAACAUUUUGGCUUUUUGCGAGAGCUCGGCAAAUCUCCCAGUCAACACAAGACAAGUCCAUUGUGCAGACCGGGAAUUUCAACACGGGGCAAGAUUAGGAAGGUAGGUGUCUGGCCUUUGUUCCUGCCUCUUCAGUGUCUCGCAAGAGUAUUUUAAGUUUUACGUGGGUUCAGGCAAAUUCUGCGCUUCCCAGGUUUCCGUGUGCAGCAUGUUGACACAGGUCACACGCACCACUCACCAGUUUCACAAGUGUGUCUGGACCGGCGAGUUAUUUGUCAGGCAUUGGAGUCUGUAGUCCAAGGGCUCCUCUGCGCUACAGACCCAUUGCUGCCAGUGGAGCCUGUUCAUACAGACGCUUCCAGGAGUCCUUUUAUCAAAGUAGCGGCACCAGCUCCGCAGACACUGUAAGGGACAGUGACAAAAGCUCCUGUCGGUGUGACCUGCCAGUGCCCACAAGAGGAUUUUGCUGGCGUAGUUCUGCUGGCUAAGGUGCGAAAACUAACAUUUCCAUCUACGUAGCCUGGUCCCAGGCUUUUUGUGUACCCACAACUCAAAUCAAUCAAAGAUCAUCUAAAAAUUGUUCCCAGCUCUCAUUAAAGUUAAUGGCAUCCACAUUUACAUUAACUGUCACGGCUCCAAGCCUUUGGUGUUGAAUUCUUUUUUUCCUUUAGAAAAGCAUUAGGCCUGAUGCUGCUGCCCUUUAAUCAAAUGUGAAGAUUCAUUGCAGAUUAUUUAAGACUACUCAUGUCAAUUGAGGAUUGAGCCCUUUUCUGUCCAUCUUGUGUGCAAGUGAUAAUAUCUUUUAAAAGAAAAGUAAGGUUGCUAACCACUUGUCUCAGUACCUCUUGAUGGAUUUAGUUUGCCUACUAUUCUUAUCAAUGUUUUAACGCCAGAAACACCCCUUAAUUAAAAUCAGAUUAAAUCAAAUAUGUCCAGCCUCUGCUUUUUUUUUCUUAAUUAGUUGGAUCCAGGCAGCUGCAAGUAGUUGAUCAUUUUGUUUCUUUAGAUACUGAUUUGUUUUCAAACUGGUUGUGUGAUAAGGCAGAUAUUGUAAGCUUACAUGGACAGGAAAAUAAUGGUUUUCAAAAGGGAUUGGUGGUAAGAGAUUAACAACAUUUAUUUUCACUUCUGGGGCCUAAUCUCUUACGACAGAUCAGGCAAGGUAAAAUCAGUGUUAAUGUAGUUUUAUAGUCUGUAAAACCAAAGGCAAAUGUAAACUAGCCAUAAAGGAGCACUGUUGUUCACAUUUUUUCUGUGCUCUGUCCUAAGGAAUGUCACUCUUCGUGUUCACUUAAAUGACUAACUUCAUGUGAGGCAAGCCUACAAAUCUGGGUUUUGGAGGGUGGGAGGAGGUUUCUUGCACAUACGAGAUCGUGGCAGUGUUGUGUCGCUCAGGCAAAUUGGUGCAACGUCAUUGGCUUCUGUAGAGUGUCCAUAGUUUGAUGGCAGCAGAACGUUUGGACCAUUGAAAUGUCAAUCAAGUUUAUGCAAAACUUCUGUAAAACCACGACCAUUUCUGUGCAGCAAAGUGGUUGACUGAUCAUGGGAGGGCGAGGUGGAAAAGAAUGUAUGGUUUCUCUCCAAGUCGUUCUUACCGUUGGUACGCUUCAGGUGCAAUAGAUCAGAUGUAACAAGCAUUUACUGAGCAUUUGUAGCCCUUGGUUUUAAACAGUUUUUCUAGGUUUUCCUCUUAUUUUUGUAAAAUAACUGAAAAAGAACCAAAAAUUAGCUCAAAAGUUUCGUAUUGUCCCUUCGAUGGAAAGGGUUUUUAUGACCGUUUAAAGUUUACUAUUUUUUUAAAGAACCUGAGAAGGGCCUCACUUCAAGCGGUACUAAAUGUCUAGUAAUUAGUUUAUUCCUUUGUGUUGCAUCCGUGUUGAACUGUCUCGUGCUUGCAGUCUGUAAACCGUGCAGCGCUGGGUUGUUACAGGCAGCGCUCGUCAGAACUCGCUAUCUGUACACGGCAGCUGCAUCCUGUAACGCCACGUUUCUUAGACGGCAAACUUCACUCAACACAUUACACUUGAUAACUUCUGAGCCUUCACGUAGAUGUAGAGUUUCAAAUACAUUGUAUGUAUCUUAAAUAGUUAAAUGCUUGCAUGAUGCUAUGUGGUGAUGCCACUUUAAAUUAAGCCUUAACAAGAUAUUAAAUUUGUCGAUUCCCAGAGUAUGCAAAAAUAGUUUAACAGGAGUAGGUUGUUCUUGUGGAGUUGAGACGAUAAAAGGAAAAGUCUUCUCCCCUGAUCAAUAAAGGGAAGCUUUUAGAGAUAUGCUGUGACUUUGCUGUCACUGUUGCUCUGUAGAAACUUGGUUUUUGUGCAUUUCUGUGGCAGUCUGCAGAGAUUCAGCAGCCUAAAAUCUCAACCUUUUGUUUUCUAACCAAUUGUUUUUCCCCUGAUUUGAAAUGUAUUCAUGCCUGAAGGAGGAUUAUGAUUCGCCGUUUCAAUGUAUGUCUAUGAACCUUUCCUUGAGUUCUGUGCUUUUGCCAGAUAGUGCCACCGUGCUCACUUCUCGUGACUGGCACAAUUCUUACAACCUUUUUAAUUAAUGGCAAACCAAGUGUUGUCGGGGACCCAGCUUUCCUUCCGAUUUGGAUCUACCUCAUUUAAGCAGUUGGGUGCUAUUUACUCAAAUUGUCGAUGAGAUCGGGAAAAGUGACCAAACAGUAAGCGAUGACUGACCUCUUCAUAGGCAAUACUCUGCAAACCAAAAUCCUUUUUUUGGUUUUUUGUAUUUGAGUUUUAUUCUUGUGCCUUUGUGUUGAGUCCCGAUGCAUAACAAUCAGAAGACAUAUCUAAUGAGCAGCAGCAAACUAAUUUUAACAGUGAAAUAAAAGAAACAAUGGAACGUAGUUUUAACAAAGCUAAAUAUCAAAGUUUAAAUAUAUUUUUGGUGUAUCAGACCAUAACAUGUACAGUAUCACAGCAGAAUUCUUAUAAUGUGAACAGAAAUUAAUAUCCAAUAACUAAUUUUUAACAAUGUGCAUCCCUAACUUUUUAUGUAUACCUCUUCAUUUAUGUACAUAUACACAUGCUAUCGGCAAGGUGUGUGUGUAUGUAUAUAAAGACACUGAAAAGGGUGGGUGGGUGUACAUAUGAUGAGUAAGGGAAGGCGAUGUUAGUGAUUUUUUCCAGUUUUGUAUUGAACAGUUUACAACUAUAUGCAUUUUUUCUACUACGUAAACCUUUUUUUACUUCAAAGUAAUUCCUUUUUGGAGAAAUGUUAAGUUAUGAUGUGCUAUCAUUUUUUGAAGUUUGAAGAAUUUGACUUUAUACCAGUAACUAAUACAGAGAGGGAAUCUUUUCUGUAAAUUGUAUUUAGUUUUAAUAUUAAAAAAAAAUCUAUAUAUGGAAUUGAAGAGUACCAACAUUCCUGAGUAGCAGGACUUAAGCUAUUUCAUAUGGCUUUUUUUGCUGCAGAGACUCAAACUUGGGAGUCACACUAGGGAGUCACACUAGGGAAACGCCUGUUUAAAGAUUUUAUAAAAACUGCUCCAUCAGGUCUAUACUUAGCUAUAUUUUCUACAGCCUAAUCAUCCUUUAAUAUGCUGCAUAUGAAUUAUCAGCAUUGUUGCACUUUCUCAGUAAUAAUGUACGCCCUGCAAUUGGCUCGUAACAAGGACUUUAGUUUUUUAACAAAACCAUAGUACUUUGGGCAGAAGGUAAUAUUUAUAUAGGUACCUCAAGAGAAGAAAAGAGCCUGAUUAUGCUGCAUUUUGUUCCUUUACCUUUUUCAUGUAGCAUCUUGUUUGCUUUGAUUAAUUGUUUAGUAUAUUGUUACUAGCUACCUGUUUUGCUUUUGGGGACCCCAGUAGCAUUUAGAGAGUUGUGUUUUAUUAAGCUUGUAGGAUGUAGUAUCCUUUCUUGUUUUAAUGCCGUAGUUUGUGUAAGGUUUACCUUCCGUUGUAUAGCCGGGGGGUGCUGGAGAAGUAUGCUUAACCUAUUAGUUCACUUCAGGAAAAGGAUACUACAUUGCUAAAACAGACAAUACAUGUUCCUUAAUCCUUUUUUGCUUGUGCUGCUUUCUUAACUCAAAUCCGAAAGAAAAGGUGAGCAACUCGUUAACUGAAGAAAACAAAAAGAAACCAAACCAAACCCUGCCCUAUUGAUCUUUUCAAUUCAGGCCAGCAAAUAAAAAGCAUGAUCCAGGCCGGGCCACGUUGCGUUCUCAAUGGCACACCCGCAACCCUCUGGAGGAAUUGCACCCAAAGUUGCCAAUCCAAGUGAAACGUGGCCUGCUGAUUUGGGACGUUUGGUUCAGUCUGACGACUCAGUUUUCUAGUUCUUCAUUUCCCCAGUAAUGUAAAAUGUCAAACGUGUGCAGAUGAGGAAUUAUCUUUGUUGAGAAGAACUGUUGAAGGAAGCUUCUAAGGCUGUGAAAUUUGAGCAUUUAUUGUCAUGUUUUGAAGUGGGUCCUUUUGAGUUUGUUUUAGAGCUUGCUAGGUGAAAUAGUUUGCACUACUUUUGCAAUAAACUCAUGAAAAAACUAACAGUUUCUGUUUGGGUUUCUUCCUGUGUGUAUAUAUAUAUGUGUGUAUAUAUAUAUAUACAUAUACGACUAAUACUAAAGAGUUAGCAUAGUGUUUUGUUCACCUCAAGACAUGAAACCCAUAAGCUCAAAAUGCUGUAAAUCCUGACAAAGGUAUGAUGUGAAUGAUAUUUUUUUAAAGUUAUUUUGUAUGGUGUCAGUUUUGUUUUGCCUCAUAGUAUGUCAAUAAAAAACAAAAUUCCUCAUCUUUCCAA
Alligator mississippiensis (American alligator) is the source of this 16912-nucleotide messenger RNA. RefSeq names its product argonaute RISC catalytic component 2 (gene AGO2). The coding region runs from base 98 to 2698 and encodes 866 amino acids. Gene Ontology annotation, biological process: regulatory ncRNA-mediated gene silencing; regulation of DNA-templated transcription. Gene Ontology annotation, molecular function: protein binding; RNA binding; endoribonuclease activity, cleaving siRNA-paired mRNA. Gene Ontology annotation, cellular component: RISC complex. The transcript is spliced from 19 exons. Lineage: Eukaryota; Metazoa; Chordata; Crocodylia; Alligatoridae. The record is from RefSeq and is a predicted model, not a curated record.